Messenger RNA from Heterobasidion irregulare TC 32-1, 1398 nucleotides. Its product is annotated as major facilitator superfamily. NCBI's taxonomy places the organism in Eukaryota, Fungi, Basidiomycota, Agaricomycetes, Russulales, Bondarzewiaceae. The record is from RefSeq and is a predicted model, not a curated record. The transcript has 8 exons. Gene Ontology annotation, biological process: transmembrane transport. Gene Ontology annotation, molecular function: transmembrane transporter activity. The coding region runs from base 1 to 1398 and encodes 465 amino acids.
AUGGACUUUUACUUCCUCCCAAUCCCGCCAUGGCUGCGGUACGACAGCGCGAAACUGAUCCAAUUCGGCAUAUUGCUGAACCUCGUCUUUGCGGUCGCGAGCACUUUUACGGCGGCAAACUUGUACUAUUGCCAGCCUUUGCUGAUCCAGCUUUCCGACUCUUUUGGCGUGUCCCAUAGCGAAGUAUCGAGAGUCCCAACGCUCAUCCAAGCCGGCUAUGCAACGGGCCUCCUCCUCAUCUCCCCCACGGGCGACCUCGUCCGCCGCCGCCCGCUCCUCCUCCUCCUCGUCGCCUCCUCCACCUUGCUCACCCUUGGCCUCGCCCUAACGCGCUCCUUCUCCGCCUUCGCCGCACUCUCCUUCCUCACUGGCCUCGCCUCCGUCGCACCGCAGGUCCUCAUCCCACUCGCCGCCGACCUCGCACCGCCGCACCGCCGCGCCCAAGCCAUCGCGACCGUCUUCUCCGGCCUCCUUGUCGGCGUCCUCCUCGCGCGCGUCCUCGCCGGCGUCAUCGCACAAUUCACGACUUGGCACGCAGUGUACUACCUCGCUGCGGGCGCACAGGCGGCCGUGCUCGUCGCGUUGUGGGCGGCGCUGCCCGACUGCCCGCGGAAGGACGCCGGGGUGGGGUAUUUCGGGGUGUUAGCGUCGACGGUGCGGCUCGCGGUGACGGAGCCAAGGCUUGUGCAGGCAUGCAUCGUCAUGCUAGCGUCGAGCGCGUGCUUUGCGAAUUUCUGGGUCACACUCACCUUCCUCCUCGGCGGGCCGCCGUACAACUUCUCCACGCUCGGGAUUGGACUGUUUGGCCUCGUGGGGUUGUUCGGCGCCGCGCUAGGCCCGCUCGUCGGGCGCACGAUCGACGCGGUCGUGCCGUGGCAUGCGACGCUCGCCGCAACCAUGGGCCUGCUCGCGAUGCACGCUAUCUACACCGGUGCGGCGGGCGUCCACAUCGCUGCUGUCGUCGUCGUCUGCCUCGGGCUCGACCUCGCGGACCAGGUGCAGCAGGUGUCGCUCACGACGGCCGUCUUUGCGAUAUCGCACGCGAUGCGCGCGCGCCUCAACGCUGUCCUCAUCCUCUCCAUCUUCGUCGGGCAGGUCAUGGGUACCGCGGUCGGCACGCGCGUGUUCGUGCGCUACGGCUGGCGCGCGGCGGCCGCGCUGUCGCUCGGGUGGACGGCGCUCCAGGUCGGCAUGCUGCUCGCCCGCGGGCCGCACUGUGCGCGGUACACGUGGGUCGGGUACGAGGGCGGGUGGGCGUGGCGCAGGGACGCUGGCGCCGACAGUCGCGUAGGAGUCAGUACACGUGCUGAGACGGACAGAGAGCGGAAGGCGGAGGCGGAGGUGGUUGAGGCUGGGGCCGAUGUGGAGAAGGGCGACCUGAAGGCGCCGGCUGUCUGA